CUUCGUCUUUUUUUUUGUUUGUUUUGCUUUUUUUUUUUUUUUAAAUUUUAUUUUUCCUCCCCUCACUCACCGGUUUUCCCCAUGGAGUUCAAGCUGGAGGCUCAUCGCAUCGUCAGCAUCUCACUAGGCAAGAUCUACAGCGCGCGGGGCCAACGCGGCGGCCUGAAGCUGCAUAAGAACCUCCUGGUGUCGCUGGUGCUGCGCAGCGCCCGACAGGUCUACCUGAGCGAGCCGGGCUGCCCGCCCGAGCCGCCCCCCGCGGCCCCCGGCCACCCCGAGGAGGAGCCGCCGCCGCCGCCCCGCACCGCCGCCUGGGCGGUCGAGGAGCCGCCGCCGCCGCCCCCGCAGGACGAGGCGGGGAGGGACUGCCAGGGCCCCCGGCCGCGGCGCUGUUGCUGCGGCGAAAACCGCGGGGUUUGCGCCGGGGCCCCCCCGCCGCCACACUGCCCCCGCAAGCGGAGCGCCGGCGAGCGCGGCCAGGCGGGCUCCCCGGUGAAGAAGCCCCGCCGCGAGGAAGAGGAGCCGCCGCCGCUGCCGCCACCACCGCCGCCCUCGCCGCCAGGCGAGCAGGAGGACAUGGAUACGGGCAACGUGGCCAGCCUCAUCAGCAUCUUCGGCUCCAGCUUCUCGGGACUGCUCAGCAAAGAGCCCAAGGGCCGGCGGCGGCCGCCUCUGGACGGCGGCGAGGCGGCGGCGGGCACGGCGCCCGCCGAGGCGGCGGCCGAGCCGGGACAGAUCUGCUGCGACGAGCCGGUGCUGCGGACCCUCAACCCCUGGAGCACGGCCAUCGUGGCUUUCUGAUGCCCCGGCCGCAGAGACUGGCUCCCCGCCGCGGGCUGGGGGGCCCGGAGGUGACACCCACCGAGCGCCGCGGGGCUCCGGCGCCGGCCGGACCCGGCGCCCCGCGCCGCCGCACGGGAGGGACCGCGGGGCAGCAGCGGCGGCGCUUCCCCGUUCCCCGUCGGGUCCCGGCUGCCAGCACCCGCCCUGGGAGCGCCCCCGGCCCUGCCCUCCCGGAAUUCCCCUUCCCGGCAGAGCCGCCGCCCUCCCCGGCGCCCGGGGGAGGCUCCUCGGCUGCCGCCGACCCCAGGGGCGCCCCCGGCGGGUGAUAUUUUAAGCUUGGAAAGUAUUAAGUUUAUUAAAUAAAGUUUCUAUUUUGGAAAGGUUUAGGUCAGAACUAUUACAUGGUGCUUUUUAAAAGUGUUUAUUGAGAGGAACGAAGUUUACAGACGCUCUGACGGAAAGUCCUUGAGCCUGUUUGUUAGGCUUGGUGACUCCCGGUCUUUGUUGUAUAAAGGCUUGGGGCUCCCGUAGGGAAUUUUGUACAGUGUUCUCUUUCAGUGAUGUAUCAUGUUUUGUAUAAAAUGUAAUUCUACGUGUACAACACGUAUUAAAUAUUUUCAACUGUA
Messenger RNA from Sturnus vulgaris (Common starling), 1409 nucleotides. RefSeq names its product immediate early response 5 (gene IER5). The record is from RefSeq and is a predicted model, not a curated record. Lineage: Eukaryota; Metazoa; Chordata; Aves; Passeriformes; Sturnidae.